This is a messenger RNA of Penicillium nucicola, 594 nucleotides long. RefSeq lists its product as uncharacterized. Bases 1 to 594 code for a protein of 197 amino acids. The transcript is spliced from 2 exons. The record is from RefSeq and is a predicted model, not a curated record. NCBI's taxonomy places the organism in Eukaryota, Fungi, Ascomycota, Eurotiomycetes, Eurotiales, Aspergillaceae.
AUGAUUUCAUCACAGACUACAGUAGAUGAGACGGGCGUAAAGAAACACCUCGAAGCCAAAUUGGCCAAAGAUGGGAAUGCCUCCCAGUGGACUUCGCAACUAUUGCAGCAUUUGAUUGUGCAAUUUGAUGACCCGCAAAAAACGAAUUUGCCCGAACUUUUGACCCGCAUCCAAAUGUAUACUACCACAAUGAAAAAGAGACGCGAAAAAAAGAGCCACAUAUGGACACUUGGAGAGCUCAACUAUCUAUUUGAGCAAUACAUCGUCACCAAAAUGCCUUUUGUAGCAUACCGUCAAGAUCUGCCGAGGCUUAGCAGCCCAAGGCGGGGCGCCACCUGGUAUCCAAUGGCGUUUCGAAAGCGGAUAUGGCCCGGAAAAGAGAUACAAAAACAUAACGGCUUAUCACAAUGGCUCCAGGCCAUGGAUCACGAUAGCGAUUUGAACAGCGUUUUGGCCCCGGUCUUUGCAAAGAUGUUUCUGGAGGAUGCCGGCCUCCUCCCGCACGAUUUCCUCCCGCAGAGCUCGUUGCAAGCAUAUAUGGGCCAUUGUGUAGACAAGCGUGGCACUGUGCCGUUCAGCAGUGUGUCUGGAUAA